Messenger RNA from Bacillus rossius redtenbacheri, 2888 nucleotides. RefSeq lists its product as uncharacterized. Gene Ontology annotation, cellular component: pericentric heterochromatin. NCBI's taxonomy places the organism in Eukaryota, Metazoa, Arthropoda, Insecta, Phasmatodea, Bacillidae. Gene Ontology annotation, molecular function: chromatin binding. Gene Ontology annotation, biological process: chromatin organization; negative regulation of transcription by RNA polymerase II. Bases 446 to 2020 code for a protein of 524 amino acids. The transcript is spliced from 10 exons. The record is from RefSeq and is a predicted model, not a curated record.
UUGCAUUAUUUUUUUUAUCGUGAAUUAUAAUUGUGAACUUAAAAUUCAUAGACUGGCAGUAUUUGAUAUCUAGUUUAAACUAAGUUGAUUUGACUCUGUCAUAUGAACAUAAUAAAUUUAAUAGGCAGCUUUAUCUACAUUGAAUGCAUUUGAAAGAAGGCGCUUUUUUUUCGCGAAAUUCAAAUUCGCUAUUAGAGCAUGUUUAAAUAUUAAAAUCAUAAUUGAAAUGAAUGCUCUGUGAAAGUUAACACUAACCCAACGAACAAUUUGAGCGGUAGCAGAUACAGCUAGUGUGACAAACCAGUGUGUAAAUUUAGGCUUGCCAACGUUCAACAAUGUGAAUGUACACAAUUAGCGGUUUUUAGUUCAUUUCCCCAACUUGGAUACUGUGUAUGGGUUAGGAUAUAAAAUAAAACCAUCUAUACAUUGAAAAAAACACUUAACUAUGCAUAUUUACAUAUUUAUUAAUGCAUUCAGUAUAUAUUUUUGUUUAAAACUACAAGGUAAGUCUGCGAAAAACUUCAAUGAAGCCACAAUGUCGGGGAACAUGAAACUUGAUGGUGGUAAUCCGUCAACUGUCAAUAAAAACCCAAAAGUCAUUAAAGCUGCCCAGAAUGAAAUUGGCAAGAUUGAUGUGCUAGUUUGCGGGUCAUGUUUCAACGUGUUUCAUUUUGUGGAAGAAUUUCAGUUGCACAAAUUGCAGGAAGACUGCGUUUCUAAUCCAGACUUCAAGCAGCCGUCUCCAUCUGAAACCAAGCCACAGGUGUGGGCAUUUCUGCUGUGGAAGAGCUCGAUACUGAACGAGAACAAAAGAUUCGGGGAGGACCGGCAGGCCGACGAGCUGGGGUCAUGGCACCUGUACCAGAGCUGGUGCAAGCUGGAGGAGAAGAUACGGGACAGCUGGAUAGCCGCGGGCCGCGCCAUCCAGGGCUUUGCCUCCAUCGCAAACGCCAAGAUUCAGGAAGUGAGGAGUGUGCCGGAGAAAGGGCGUGUCACUGCCACAAGACCAGAGUCUCAGGAGAGAAAGGAUAGCCCUCGUUCUCAGCCAGCAGAUAGGAAUGCACUCCAAUCCAAAGUUGCUGUUCAGAAAAUUGCUCCUCGCUCAACAAGCCUCGAUCAUGAAAAUGCUGCCAAAGACUCUUCUGUCAGGAAGGAGACAGUGUUUGAAGCCAAAGACAAAGAUGGCUCUUCAGGAAGGCAGUCCAAAGAUUCUUCACAUGCAAUGAGGUCAAAAUCUUCUGCAGUCAGCAGUGAAGAUAACUAUGACUCUAACGUGUCUCCAUCGUCUACGGGCAGCCAGGGCGACCGAGCGUUCCAUAGGGGCUCCGGGGACUCUCUGAUGCCGGACAUAGACAUCAAGGAGGAGCAGAUGAGCGAGGAAGAGGAGGAAGAGGACGAGAUGGAGGCGGGCGGCGACAACUCGAAGACUCGGUCGAAGGAACCGGCCGCGAGGGGCGUGCGCACCAACAGCAACAAGGUCGUGAGGAAGAGCAUCAAGGACACGAAGGCCCUGGACGGGAACCCUGCGGCAGCGGGCGAGGAGGAGUACGUGGUGGAGAAGAUUCUCGCCAAGCGCUACAACCCCAAGAAGAAGUGCUUCGAGUACUUGCUCAAGUGGGAAGGCUACCCGCACGAGCAGAACACGUGGGAGCCGGUGGAGAACAUGCAGGCGUGCGAGAACCUGGUGGAAGCGUUUGAGCGCAACCUCGCCAAGCAGAAGAUGAUGCAGCAGCCCAGGCCCGCGGCCGGGACGCCGAUCCAGCCCCCGCAGCGGCCGGCCCACCAGCCCCAGGGGCCGGCCCAGCCCUCCCUGCGGGUCUCCGGGGUCACCAGCCUGGCCCGGGCCCCUCAGCAGCCCUCGCGGCCGCCCCCGCCGCUGGCCGUGAGGCUCACCUCGGAGCCGCCCCCCGCUGGCCCCCAUCUCGCAGAAGAAAGUGGGCCGACCACCGGGGCCCCGCGUCGUCACCCCCGACUCGGAGCUGGAGCACAUGGAGGCUGGGCCCAGCGACGCCGGAUUUGACAGGCGGCCGGUUCGUAGCAGUAAGAAGAAGGCGCUAGAGCAAGUGAAAUCGUGGUGUGGCACUAUGGCUAAGACAGAGGAUUUUGAUAGUAAACGUAAACAUUUGGAAGACAGCGAUUCAGAUAUAGAUGAUCCACCAGUAAAGAAAAUUAAAUCUGAGCCAGAUUACGAUAGAGAGUGGAGUGGUGGGGAGAUAGAGGAUGCUAAUGAUAGUAUUCCAUCAGACGAAGACAUGCCAAGGAAAUUGCUUCAGCGUCAAUCGGACAUCUCUCAUCUUAAAUCGGUAACCGGAAAUCACACACACAGUGCAGCACCAGUUGAAAAUAAAGUGGUAGUGAAAAGACGUCCUGGACGGCCGAGGAAAGAAUGGGGCAUACCGAACGGUGUGUCCUAUUCAUCUUCAGGAAGUUCUCUGAAGAGAACUGGUGACAACAAGAUUUCAAUUGAAUUAGGUCUGGAGUCAGAUUCAUCUCCCGAGAGGAGGAAGUUCCCACCCAAACCUGUAAAUGCAUCCAACUCUCAGACACCUGUUCUCGUUGCGAACUCUAAAGGUAUAAUUACUGUCGAUCCGAGACAUGUCCCAAACCUGACAUCGGGUGUGUUCAUAGUGUCUAAAAAACCUUCUAGUAUAGUUUGUGAAUCACAGAAUACUGAUAAAAAUAACUUGACAGGUAAGAAAUCUCCUGUUGGGUCUUCAAAGUCUUCAUCUGCAGGUAAUAUUAUCGUGGACAUUAAGUCUACGAUGCCACAAAGUGGCAUCAUCAGAAAGACUGCCAUAAACUCUCGGCCCUCUAUGAACCCUGUUAAGAUCAUGCCAAAACCAAAUGUAAGUGAGCAGACCAGCCGAGCCUCCAUCAGUCAUUCGGAA